GGUGUGAGAUAUAUAUCUCUUUUCCUGCUUCCGUUACGUGAGGUGGUAUCAGAGCCUUGAUUUACCCUGGUUUGAUGUUGAAUGAUUGUUUCGGCAGCAACCGCUUUGCCGAAGAAGAUCGCAAAGGCAGUCAUUCAUACUUAAGAAAAACAGUUUAGACAAAUAGCUAGUCUUGGGAUUUGUGGCAACCAGGUUCGUGAUCCUGUUCGGGUUCGUGCUAGAGAUUUUUCUCGCGGUCAACUGAACAUGGGUGUAAAUCCACGGAGGCCUCCAGCCUAUGCGAAUUAUUCCGAUAAUGAGGAGUUAGGAAGAUUCGGGAUGGAUUGGUGUGACCGAGCUAGGCCAGACAAAAACCAAACAUAUCUGAACACUCAUGAUUGUUACAUGAAGAUUGAUCUUCCCAGUUUCAGUAGAUAUCUUCAUAUUGAGGAUUUUUCAGACUGGCUGAACGAUGUUGAGCGUUUUUUCGAGUAUAUGGAGAUACCCGAAGACAAGUAGGUUAAGCUUGUACAAUACAAGCUUCAAGGAGGUGCUACAUCCUGGUGGCCCGCUGGGAACAAAGUCAAAGACACCGGAGAUGGCUCAGAAAGCAACCUGCCCAAAUGUGGCACAAGAUGAAGAAAUUAUUGAUGGCCAGAUUUCUCCCACAAGAGUAUGAAGAGAUCUCGCACCACCAAUAUCAAAAUUGCAUGCAAAGACGCAAAUGAUGAUGAGGAACACUUGCGACAGCCGGCGAUGGUUUACGAGUCGUACUGAUGCAGUUAAUGAUGCAACCAAUGUUGAGAGUAAUGCCUUUUCUACUAAUGCAGCUGGUAAUGCCUUUUCUACUAAUGUAUCUGGUAAUGCAAUCCACGGUGAAGGCCCAGGAAUCCUUCAUCGUAUGGUGCGUGCCAUUUACAUCAAGGAAGGAAAUUUUCCAAACAUUGACAAUUUUAUUGCAAGUUCUGUAUCUUUUAUCAACGAAGGAAAUUUUAAAAGCAUCCACAAUUGCAUCCCCAAUUUAGUCCUUUUUUGUGGACCCCAACAACUUUUUUUCGAACAGAAGCACAACAUUAUAUUAGAAAAUUAUGGGUUGUUCAAAAAGGGCAACACUGAUUGGCAUGUGGCUGGGGUUUCCAAGACCAGAUAUAUCUCGAUAAAUGACUUCAUGUGGUUGGUACUCUGGAUUCCUAAAAAGUACAAAAAAAGGAUUUAUAAUUACCUGUUUAAGCAGCAAAUUUAUGUUUUGGAGAGUUCUCCAAUGACACUAUUAAAAUACUCAGUACUCUGUUCUUGGAGAGCACCAUUCGAUGGACAGUACAAGUUAAAUGUUUCUGUGUUUUUUAAGAAAAAUCUUGGUGGGACCAAGGAAGCUUGUUGUGGAGAAGUAUUAAGAGAUUGUAGGGGAAGGAUUUUGGAAAUUUUCUAUAAGCCAUUUCCUGAUGCAACAUCUAGAGAUGAAGUAUUGUUACUUGGAGUGCUUCAUGGGAUAGAUGAAAUUCUUAAAAGGAGAUUGGAAGCAAAGGAUAUAUUAUUGGAGAUUAACCAUAAAAAAAUUGUCAAGGUGCUAAAUCGUGAGAACGAUAUACCAAUUGAAUGUCUUGGACUUUAUCACAAAAUUUUUGGUUCGUUAGAAUUUGAUAAAUAUGAAAUAUCGUUUCAAUAUUUUCAAGGAAACACGGUAGCUAAUAGAGUUGCGUAUAUAGCUUCGCAUCUGACCGUGGGACAGAGUUUUCCCAUAGGCGAUAGAGGUUUUGAAACAGAAGUCAGGCAUGAUCGAUUGAAUAUUCCGCGAUAUGAGAUCAUCCCGAAAGAAUCGUCUGAUGAGGAAUUUGAAGUUUUAGGGGCACCAUGGUAUUUGCUGUCAGUGGACUGGUAUGUAUCGUGCUGGAAAUCAUAUUGCAAAAAAGAUUUUAGCCCUACAAAAUGCCUUCUUAAUUAUUUGGAAAACUGGAAUGUGACGCUCUUGACCAUGACGAGGAUUGCAAGAAUUGGGCCAAUAGUACAAACGUUUUUAAGAGUUGGAUCCUGACAAUCAUGAUCACUUUCAAGUAUGUAAUAUUUUAAAAAUGCAGUGACAAAAAGUGGUCUCCUCAAAGUUUCUUGAAAAGUCGGUUGGGUUUCCAAAACUUUAGGAAUGUUUUCUCCAAUUUUUAUUACUGGUAUCCACAAACAACGAGGUUGUCUUUAUUUCAUUAUUAGCAAUUAGCAUCAGUUCUGUAUCCAUUUUGAAAGUAAUAAUUCUCGUUCCAUAAAACUUAAAUGUGGAACGUACCAAUGUAAAUUUAUCAUAUUAGGUGCAUCCAGCAUGAAUAAUCGGCUAAUUAUUUGUUUGUACCUUAUCAUCAUCGAAUGAAAUGAUUAUAUGUGUUUGGAUGUCU
Messenger RNA from Cornus florida, 2360 nucleotides. RefSeq lists its product as uncharacterized. The record is from RefSeq and is a predicted model, not a curated record. The transcript is spliced from 6 exons. Lineage: Eukaryota; Viridiplantae; Streptophyta; Magnoliopsida; Cornales; Cornaceae. The coding region runs from base 704 to 2011 and encodes 435 amino acids. Gene Ontology annotation, molecular function: RNA-DNA hybrid ribonuclease activity; nucleic acid binding.